AUGAUGAGCUUCAGCUUGAUGACCUGGGCAUGGACUUCUCCCAACUGCACAAUAGCAGACAGCUCCCUGCUGCCUAACAUCUCCUUCUACGUCCCGUUCUGUUCCUUAACCCAAGGACUGCAUUUUUUUGCCUCAUGCUCCAACGUGAAAGACCUGAUUCAGACGCUAACGGUGGUGCCCCGCAAUAUAGAGGCACUCUGCCUCCAGGGCACAGUGUCUGAGCUACCUGCUGAUGCCUUUGGACACUUUCCCACACUACAGCUUCUGAGGCUGCAGCUGGGCACCAUCAAGAUUACCUCCGGGGCAUUUCAAGGGUUGGAUCAGCUGCAGCACCUUUCCUUUGAGCAUCAUACUCCCUGUUGCCUGAAUCUGUUCCUCCCCCCAGACAUCCUGGAGCCCCUUCAAUUCCUCAACACCCUUUCCUUCCAGGGCUACUGUCUGAAUUACAGCCGGAGCAUCGCGUUACCCCUCAGUCUUAGUCGUCUGACACUGAGGCACAGCUGUCUGACAGGGCUGCAGGAGCUGCAAGGGCUCUUCUCAAACCUUAUCCCUUGUUCCUCUCCUGCAACCAAGCCCUGCCCACCAGCUCCCUCCCUGGAGGUGCUGGAUCUCUCUGCCAACCUACAGCUGAGCUGGGUGGGGAACAGAGUUCUGCGUGGCUUCCGGCUGCAUUCCCUUAGACUGGAUGGCACCCCGCUAAAUGCAUCAGACCUCCCAGGUUCAGGACUGAGCCACUUGGACUCCCUCUCCCUUGUGGGAACAGGUGCAGAAAAACUGCCCGGGAACACGACAGGCUACUUUGGGCUUCAUGUACUCAACCUUGGGAGGAACAGAAUUCGCCACCUAGAAGAUGGGGAUCUCCUAAGCUGUGGCUCCCUGGAAGUCCUGAGCCUUCAUGCCAAUGGCCUGCAGGCACUGCCCCCCAGGUUCCUAAGCACCCUACCCCAACUUUGGAAGCUCAACCUGUCAAUGAAUGAGCUUGGCCCAACCUUGCAGCUCCCCGAAGGACUGGUCAGCUCACACCUGCGAGUGUUCGACCUGUCGCACAAUCAGCUCCGUGUUCUGCCCUCCAGGGCCUUCUCCUCACUGCCUCAGCUCCAGGAGCUCUGGCUGAGUGGUAACAACCUCUCCAACUUAUCCAGUGAGAGCUUGGAGGGACUGAAGGAACUGAAGGCCCUCGACCUGAGUUGGAACCAGAUUAAGGUGCUCGAGCCAGGCUGGCUCUCCUCUCUGCCUGCCCUCACCUCCCUGAACCUCUUGGGCACCCAUUUAGAGAGACUCUGGGGCAGACAGCUCCAGGGGCCCCAGAGGCUGAGCCAUCUGUGGCUGGGUUCUUCUCAGAUGCUGGAGAUCUAUCCUCCUUGGCCUCCGGCACUGCUCAGCUUGGAGUUAUGGGUAAACUCUUUGAUUGAUUUUAGGAUCCCCAGUGGAGAACCCUUCUUGUUCCUGGAGAAUCUGACCGUACAAGCGACUUACAUGCUGCUGAGUUUGAACAACAACACAUUCCAUUUCCCUUCCCUGCGUCACCUCACACUGCGAGGCUGCAGCACCUCCAUUUUCUCUAGACAACAACCCCCGAAAUUCUUCUCACAGCUCCCCUUUCUGGAGCACUUGCACUUCUGGUCUGACCAUGCAGAUACAGAAAAUCUGCGUCUACUCACGAUGCCCAGGCUGCGGGUGCUGGAGCUGGGGGACCUGAGCUGGCCAUCUGAGUCAAGGCCAGUGAAGCUGGAGGUGCUACUCAAAGAGCUGCCUCGGCUACAGGUGCUGGCACUGAGCAACUUGAACCUCGGCAACCUCUCCAUCUCCAGUUUCCAGGGCCUGGGCCUGCGGCUGCUGGUGAUCAACUCUGAAUGGGCCCUGGGGCUGGAUGACAGCCUCCAGGAACUAAUUCCCCAGAUGCCUCAAUAUGUUUAUUUCUCCAAUAUAACCUUCACUUGCCAGUGUGAAAGCGCUUGGGUGGGGCCUUGGGCAGCGAGAGCCCCAAACACCUUUGUAUAUGGGCUGGAGACAUCCAUCUGCAGGGCCAAUGCCUCUGACUACUCCAGGACCCCGCUGCUUUCCUUCCUUUCUGGUCACUGCCCACAAGACUCUGAGUUUCAGGGCUUUUUAACCAGCCUCACUCUGUUGCUCCUGCUGACCUUCUUCGCGUUGCUCGGCUGCCCUAAGUGGCCCUGGCUUUACCACUUCCGGACCCUACGUCAUGCCUUCUGGUGGAAAUUGUGCGGGCGGCGGCCCAGAAGCCAGUUCCACUACGAUGUUUUUAUAUCUUAUUGUGAGCAGGACCAACUCUGGGUGCUGGAAGAUCUGGUCCCCGCCCUGGAGAAGCCACUCCCAGCUGGUGAAGGCUUAAGGCUCUGCCUGCCUGAGAGAGACUUUGAAGUUGGGCAGGACAGGAUGGAUGCUAUGGUCACCAGCAUGGAAAAGAGCAGGACCGUCCUCUGUGUGCUCAGCUGCCAGGCCCUUCAAAGUCCCUGGUGCAACCUGGAGUUAAGGCUCGCCACCUACCAUUUGGUGGCCAAGCCUGGGACUGCUCGCCUCCUGUUGCUGUUUCUCAAACCUAUCGAUCGGAGACAACUGCACAGUUACCACCGCCUGGUCCGGUGGCUGCAGAAGGAAGACUACUUCGAUUUGUCCCAAGAGAGGGUAGAGUGGGAUGCCUUCUGUGAGCGACUCCGGAAAAGGAUAAGGAAAGCUGGGCAAGAGAGAGAGGAUUAG
Molecule: messenger RNA, 2718 nt
Organism: Condylura cristata (star-nosed mole)
Lineage: Eukaryota; Metazoa; Chordata; Mammalia; Eulipotyphla; Talpidae
Product: toll-like receptor 11
Exons: 1
Coding region: 1-2718 (905 amino acids)
Biological process (GO): toll-like receptor signaling pathway; inflammatory response; immune response
Cellular component (GO): membrane
Molecular function (GO): protein binding; transmembrane signaling receptor activity
Source: RefSeq, a predicted model, not a curated record